AUGUUUAGGCUUGACCAGCAGACCGCGCACGACGUGGUCGGCGACCUGCGGGGGGACCCGGCCAUGAUCGUCCUCUUCGCCGUCGCGGUCGUCGCGUUGGCGGCCAUCGCGGCGUUCGGGUGCGCCAAGGGGGCCAAGAAGAAGCCGCGCCAGAAGAGCGUCAGCGGCAACAUCUACUACUACGGCGGCCCAGGCUGCACGGCGCCACCUCCCGCUCCGGCGAAGCCUGUGUACGCGGCCAGCGCUGGGAAGAGUGCGACGACAACAGUGUCCUCCAGCGGCACCACAACGGAUCUCGCCGCCGGCGCAACAGCUGGGAUGGUGGCGAGCAUGGUCGUCAGCUCGGCCGCCGCGUGCGGAGGCGGAGGAGGGUGCGGUGGCGGUGGCUGUGGAGGCGGAGGAGGGUGUGGUGGUGGUGGCUGCGGUGGCUGUUGA
Aegilops tauschii subsp. strangulata is the source of this 435-nucleotide messenger RNA. Lineage: Eukaryota; Viridiplantae; Streptophyta; Magnoliopsida; Poales; Poaceae. The record is from RefSeq and is a predicted model, not a curated record.